AUGUACGUCAAAGUAGAAACGGAACGUCUCAAUUUUAUUCGUUUUAAUCAGUCGAAGUUGCGCUCAGACGAGUACAUCCACUUGCGUGACGCCAUCGCUACUGAAGGACACGCGGCCAACAUCGGUUGUUUGACCAUUCUCCCAGCUUCUUAUGACAAGCAUCCAGUGAUCGACCGGACAUGGACUGCACGAGUAUUCAAGCAAAAGAUCACAGUACUUAUGGAUUACAUUGUGAAGCAGAAGGUUUUCGGCGCAGUUCGUUGUUGGAUGUACUCGGUUGAGUGGCAGAAGCGUGGUUUACCACAUGCGCACAUUCUGCUCUGGAUGUUCGACAAGAUCAGACCAGAUCAUAUUGAUUCGAUUAUUUCAGCUGAAAUACCAGAUAAACAAACUGAUCCCGAGCUGUAUUCCAUUGUGACAACGAGCAUGAUCCAUGGCCCUUGCGGUGUCCACAACCCAGAAUCAGUAUGCAUGGAAAACGGAAACUGCACAAAACGAUUUCCCCGUCCGUUUACGGCUGAAACAAUCAGUGGAAACGAUGGAUAUCCAUUGUAUAGGCGUCGUUCUCCAGAUGAUAACGGCAAAUGGAUCGAACUAAUGGUGAAACGUAACGAAACAAACGUAACAGUAAUCGUGGAUAACCGCUGGAUCGUUCCAUAUUUCCCGCUGUUGGGUCAAUGA
Drosophila ficusphila is the source of this 681-nucleotide messenger RNA. RefSeq lists its product as uncharacterized. The transcript is spliced from 2 exons. NCBI's taxonomy places the organism in Eukaryota, Metazoa, Arthropoda, Insecta, Diptera, Drosophilidae. The record is from RefSeq and is a predicted model, not a curated record. The coding region runs from base 1 to 681 and encodes 226 amino acids.